Molecule: messenger RNA, 452 nt
Organism: Eptesicus fuscus (big brown bat)
Lineage: Eukaryota; Metazoa; Chordata; Mammalia; Chiroptera; Vespertilionidae
Gene: SMIM1
Product: small integral membrane protein 1 (Vel blood group)
Exons: 4
Coding region: 180-401 (73 amino acids)
Source: RefSeq, a predicted model, not a curated record
CAAGCCCCGCCCCGCCCCGCUCCGGGCGCCUCUCGCCACUGGGACCGUCUGCGCCAGGCUGAGCCCCGCCACAGGCUCUGACCAUCUCCCGGACCCCAGGCUGCAGGCCGUCCCCCGGCCAGGACGCCCCUUUGGUCCUGCUCUACAGUGAGCCCAGCGAGGCCGCAGCUCCCCACCCCAUGGAGCCCCAGGACCCCAGCGUGCAGUACAGCAGGUGGGAGGAGGUCAGUGUGGGCGCUGUGUCCAGCCCAGAAGAGGCCUCCUGCUGGCAGAGGCUCUCCGGGAAGCUGUGCUCGGGCAGGCUGGGCCUCACCCUGAGGAUGCUGGGAGGCCUGGCCCUCUUCUGGGUCAUCUUCAUCUUGGGCUACGUCACCGGCUACUUCGUCCACAAGUGCAAAUAGUGCCGGCCGGGGCCACGGGCUCAGGCGCCCCAACACACAUCCUGUACAGCC